AUGGCAUUACGCAGACGGACUUUGCUCAAAGUCAUUGUUCUUGGAGACAGUGGGGUUGGAAAAACUUCAUUGAUGAAUCAAUAUGUGCACAAGAAGUUUAGUCAGCAAUAUAAAGCUACAAUUGGUGCUGAUUUUGUCACCAAAGAACUGCAGAUUGAUGACAGACUUGUUACUCUACAAAUAUGGGACACUGCAGGGCAAGAGAGAUUUCAAAGUCUUGGUGUUGCAUUUUAUAGAGGGGCAGAUUGCUGUGUUCUAGUCUAUGAUGUUAAUGUUAUGAAGUCAUUUGAUACACUUGAGAACUGGCACGAGGAGUUUCUCAAACAGGCAAACCCUUCUGAUCCAAGGACUUUUCCAUUUAUAUUGCUUGGAAACAAAAUUGAUAUUGAUGGCGGGAAUAGUCGAGUGGUUUCUGAAAAGAAAGCAAAGGACUGGUGUGCUUCAAAAGGUAAUAUACCUUACUUUGAGACAUCGGCAAAAGAGGACUAUAAUGUUGAUGCCGCAUUCCUAUGUAUUGCCAAGACUGCCUUAGCCAAUGAGCGUGACCAGGACAUAUAUUUUCAACCUAUUCCAGAGGCUGCUGCUCCAGAAAAUGAGCAGAGGAGUGGAUGUGCAUGUUGA
Vicia faba (fava bean) is the source of this 621-nucleotide messenger RNA. The record is from the annotation of a GenBank genome assembly. Lineage: Eukaryota; Viridiplantae; Streptophyta; Magnoliopsida; Fabales; Fabaceae.